AUGUCAUUAUUAGCUUCACGAGCUCACAGACAGACAUACGCUUUCUUGAUUGGCAAGCUUCAAGAUGCCCACCGUCUACAUCCACAAGCACCAAUUGCAAGCCUACCUCAGACGUCCGUCUAUUAUUCUAUGCCUCCUUCGCAGAAAUUCACUAUACACUAA
Messenger RNA from Sclerotinia sclerotiorum 1980 UF-70, 162 nucleotides. RefSeq lists its product with no specific name. NCBI's taxonomy places the organism in Eukaryota, Fungi, Ascomycota, Leotiomycetes, Helotiales, Sclerotiniaceae. Bases 1 to 162 code for a protein of 53 amino acids. The transcript is spliced from 2 exons. The record is from RefSeq and is a predicted model, not a curated record.